AUGGAAGAUGUCAAUUACUUCUACCAGCACUGGAAGAGCUACACGACGCAACGUAGUUUUGCGUGGGUGGACGAGUACAAGACGACAGAUGCACCGACGAGACUGGUGAGACGAGCGAUGGAGAAGGAGAACAAGAAGCUGCGAGAUGCUGCGAAGAAAGCAUUUACUACUAAAGUGCGUGAGCUCGUGGACUUCGUAUGUCGCCGAGACCCGCGAGUACGUGCCUUCCAGAAGCAAAAAGAACGAGAAAAGGAGCAGCGCCGUGUGGAAGAGGAAGCUAAAAAGCGUGAUAAACAAGCUGCGUUUGAUGCCGAGCGACGUGCCUUUCAGGAGCAGCAGGAAAAACUCUGGGCUGACAAUAGAAUGGAAACUAGCCGUGUUGCUGACCGUGACAUUGAGCAGGAGCUCGAAAAGCUCCGAAAGAAAUUGGACGCAGACGUGCUGGUGUGUGACUUGUGCAACAAGACCUUCAAGUCGACGAAACAGUUGCAGAACCACCUCACGUCGAAAAAACACCGCGAGAAAGAGAUGGAGCUGGGUGUUUUUAGCGAUCUCAGUGGUCUGGAUGAUGAAAUGGAUAGAGCUCUACAAGAAGAGCUUGUUGCUCUUGGCAAGGAGGCUGACGAAGAAGCUUCCCAAAAGAAGGCAGAGGCGGAGCGUGUGCGACUUGAAAAGGAGAACAAGGCUGCCGAGAAACGCCGCGAACGUAAGGAGAUGCGCAAGAACAAGAAGAAAGAGAGUGUAGACAAAAUUGUUAACAACGCGCGCUCGAAAAAGGAGAAGGACGAGGAGGAAGAACAACGUGGUCGUGGGAAAAAAGGCAAGAAGCGACGAUAG
Phytophthora infestans T30-4 is the source of this 837-nucleotide messenger RNA. RefSeq lists its product as uncharacterized. The record is from RefSeq and is a predicted model, not a curated record. The transcript is spliced from 2 exons. Gene Ontology annotation, molecular function: zinc ion binding; nucleic acid binding. NCBI's taxonomy places the organism in Eukaryota, Oomycota, Peronosporomycetes, Peronosporales, Peronosporaceae. The coding region runs from base 1 to 837 and encodes 278 amino acids. Gene Ontology annotation, cellular component: cytoplasm.